Molecule: messenger RNA, 1783 nt
Organism: Penaeus vannamei (Pacific white shrimp)
Lineage: Eukaryota; Metazoa; Arthropoda; Malacostraca; Decapoda; Penaeidae
Source: RefSeq, a predicted model, not a curated record
CUCACGAGAAUGGGGAGGCACGGCCUUGUCCUCCUUUGCGUCGUGAAGGCGGAUCUGACUCCCUACAUUGACCAAGAUGCCCGGGUGUGGAACGCGACAGGAGCACCAGUGGUCGUGCCCUUAAGCGGCCCGGAACAGCACUUUCUGAGCAUCUUCUCAGGCCAUAAGGUACAGCCCACCAUCGGCCUUGGCGGGGCGAGGGCGACACUGUCGUAUCGCGAGUCGGGGAUAUCUGUUCAUGUCGACGGGACCGCUGGCCACCCCCUCCCAGCCUUCACACAGCACUACCUAACCAUCGCCUGUUAUUACGGCGCACAUAGAGUGCCCAUGUGUGAUGUGAAUGCCGGGGCAAACGAUACGCCUGGCAAACGCCUUUUCAUGAGUGAGAUGCCACGAAGUUUGGUGAUUACGGGUCGCGUCAGAGACUACUUCUACGUCCUCCUCCAUGCCCACAAUCCUAACCCCAACCCCACGUCUGAUCCAAAACAGUCUGCCCAAGCGCCUCAAAAUGGUGGAGUCGGCAUUCUGUUAAGUGUCUUGCUUGUGGUAGUCACACUGGUCCUUGCUGUAGCUGUGGCAGUAGCUCUCUAUUUGCAGUGCAAGGAAUACCUACGGCGUGAGGACGAGGUAAUGGUGGCAGCGAAAAGUGGCCAUUACCGUCAAGGAGUGGAUAAAUUACUCCGCUUUUACGAACUCCCAGCCACACUGCGAGACACUGACGGCAAGACCAUCCUGCAUCAUGCUGUCUCUGCGAAGGAUGAUAAUGGCUAUCCUAAAUGGACGCUGGAAAGUUUGCGCUCUCUGCUAGAAAACCAUGACUGUUAUGUAAGUACCCGAGACUACGAAGGUAAGCAGAUUUUGCAGCCCAUCGCUUUCCAUGUUUUGCAUUAUUCUGAAUCAUGAGACUAACACAUUAUUUUUUACUUUCAUUCGGAAAAAUGUUGGAACAAAUCUCAGUUUUUUAUUCCCGUUUUUACUGACAUGCAUUAACUACGUAGAGAUUAAAUAAACUCAGUUAGCAAUAACGUCUAAAUCGCACGUGUCUUCACGUCGUGGCGGAAGCGGCUACUUCAGGCCGCUCUCUGCUGCGAGAUGGCCGAUAUGCCGAAGGACCUAAAGUAUGGAUAGAUAUGGCCAGGAUUCUAAUAGAAUUUGGCUGUCGCUCAGUUCACGACUGCUCAAAACAAUUACCUCAUGAAAUCGCAAAACAAAAUGGAAAUGUUCAGCUAUCAAAUUACCUACAACAGGAGUAUUAGAACUGGGUCAAUGUUAACACAGAAGACAGCUAUUCAUUAAAAGAACUUGCUGCUGCUGCUCAAGAAAAUUAUGUAGAAAAACUAAGAGAGUUAUCACUGAACACAGUCAAUAUCCUUCCUCUGGAUGCCAAUCAAGACCCCUUGAUAGAAGCGGUGAAACGAGGAAGCCUAGAGGCUGGCCUGAUGUUGUUGUGCGCCGGAGCUCCUCUUUGUGGCUUGCCUUUAGAGUGCAUCACACCCUUGGAAGCUGCUCAGGACAGAAGUAAUCUUCCAGCUCUCCUGCCUGCCAUUUUGAGAAAGGAAUACGUCAACAAGCUGCAGUAUGAAGCCAGUUGCAUAACAGGAAACAAUACGCAACAAGUAGAAUUACGAAAAAAUAUAGAAGAACUUGCAAUGGAUAUUGAAAAAAUUGGCCCUAAAACCACAUGGAGAUUCGCCAGAGAAUGUGAACACAAAAGUGACCGCAGUAUGAAAGGCUAGAGAGUUACUCUGCACUGCUGCAUGACUUGGACUUUCGCUGUCAUGUU